Candidozyma auris is the source of this 1920-nucleotide messenger RNA. It is a transcript of the gene USO5, whose product is annotated as Uso5p. Bases 1 to 1920 code for a protein of 639 amino acids. The record is from RefSeq and is a predicted model, not a curated record. NCBI's taxonomy places the organism in Eukaryota, Fungi, Ascomycota, Pichiomycetes, Serinales, Metschnikowiaceae. The transcript has a single exon.
AUGACUCCAGAAAAGCGUCGUAAGGUGCUCAGCGAUAUAGGCAAUUUUGAACUGCCGCCUCCUCGCCGAAAGUCUCUAGGUUUCGACAUUGCAAGCGUAGGGCUUGAAGAAAUGCACUCAAACUCCUCAGACUCAAACAUUCCGGAUCCCCCGCCUUCAAGACUGCUGUCGAUCAACUCUCUAGCAGGCAUGCACCUGAAGUCCUCGAACAUCCCCGUAAUCAACAAGCAAAAGAGUUACCGAUCGCUAGUUGCCGUCAAGGAGAACCUAGAUGCAAAGUCAAAGCUACCUUCGAACUUGCAGCUGUGGAAGAAUAUGCCCAGGGAAAUAUUCAAGCCGGAGGUGGAUGUGGAGUCUUUGCAAAAUGAUAAGCUAAUGCUCGACAGAGAGCUUAAAUCGGCUCAGGCAUUGCUAGAACAACUAGAUACAGAAUAUGACGAGAAAAGAAGGCUAUAUCGGAUUCUAGAGAAUCAGAGUUCGGAUUUACGAUUCAGGCUCCGGCACUUGGAGGCUAAGUUUGAGCUGAAGGGGAAUUCCAUCACGCAAAAAAUUCUGCACGAGGAACUGAUAGCAGAAUUAGAGCUCAAGGAGUUGGAGAACAAGCUCGACGAUGAGUUCAGCCAGCAGCAGUUUCAGUUGCGCAACGAAGUAAUGGAUUCCGGCAACUUUGAAGACACCCAGGCGCUUCUGGAGCUUGAGCGCUUGAAGAAUGAGAAAAUAGAAUUGGAAAAGCAGAUGGAGGAAGUCGUAUUGGAGAGGGAUGAGGCCAUCAGAAGGGAAAUCGAGACAAACAAGUUUGAAGUAAGCAAACUUAACGAAAAGAAGGAGGAGUUAACGAGGGAUAUCAAACGCAAUAACGAAAGUUUGGAGUCGAAAUUGCAGCGAUUGCAAACAAAGUUGCAAGGAGUAUUGCUGGAAAAGCAGAAGGAGGAGGCUCAGUUGACAGCACUUCAGACCAAAAUCAACGACUUUAAAGCAUCGACCGAUGAUACAGGGGUCGUUACUGAGAAACUCGAGGCCGAUCUUCGUCAAAAGCAGGCUGAGAUAGAUAAUCUCAAGAACGAAGCAAAUCUCUAUCAUCAGCAGCUUGAAAGUCAACGACAGAAGUAUGAAGAGGCGAAACGAAAAUUCGAAAACUACCUCUCUGUGCAUAGAGUCCUCGAGGAUGCUAUCAUGUGCUUCAGCACCAGCCCUCGAACCUUCGUCAAGUUAACGACUAAUUCGAACGUUACCAUUCAGGAUGAGAAUAUAUUACAUUUUGAGGGCCGAUCUUAUCAAUUUAGUAAAAUUCUUCUCCAAAAUGAGGAUCAAGUUUGCCUUCGAUGGGAACCAUUUGUACAAAGAACACUUAGCCAUGAUAAUGCGUCCAUUAUAUUUGCUGGUUCGGAGAAACAGGAUAUGUGCUCUCGGUUGCUAGAGGUAUUCAGGUUUUUGUCAGCUGGCAUGCAAAAACGAAAUGGCAAAGGCUGGUCGUACAAAUUCUACUUGCAAGGAGUUUGCAUAUCUGAGCUGAUAGAGACAGAUCUUUUCAAAUCAUCAAUUAAAAGUAUGUUACACUUUGAAAAUGAGAAAUUGGUGGAUGUGGCGGGCCAAAGGAUGCACAUCACCAACCCAUCGGAUAUAGAACAUGUGCUGGACAAUUUCCAGCUGCAGCCAGGUGCUUUGACGUGUUUCUUUUUUCUUAUACAAGCAGUCAAUGAAAAGGCCAAUAAGUCACUGACAAAUCAACUCGUCCUCGUGGACCUCACCAAUAUGUCGCUUGAGUUGCAAACCCAGACAAUCUCCCUUCAAUCAAUCGUGCCCGCACAAAAUAAGCUUUUGAGCCACCUCAAGAAGCACACAAGAAAUUUGUUUUUUUGUGAAGUUGGAGAGAUGUGCAAAGACACAUUAAAUCUCCUUGGUAAGCUUUCCGCUUUGUAG